AGCGCUCGCUUCCGGGGCGGGUCAGCGGGACCCGGAAGUAGUUACGGAGUUCGGCCGAGACGCCGCGGUCUGAGGUGUAUUUUUUCACCCGUUUUCUGCACUAGCUGACCCUGCCGUCGCCAUGGGGAAGCGACAGCACCAGAAGGACAAGAUGUACAUCACCUGUGCUGAAUACACUCACUUCUAUGGUGGCAAGAAACCAGAUGUCCCACAAACAAAUUUUCGUCGUCUGCCUUUCGACCACUGCAGUCUCUCUCUGCAGCCCUUCGCCUACCCGGUGUGCACCCCCGAAGGCGUCGUCUUUGACUUGCUGAACAUCGUUCCUUGGCUUAAGAAGUACGGGACCAACCCCAGCAACGGAGAGAAAUUGGAUGGGAGGUCCCUGAUCAAGUUGAACUUUGCGAAGAACAAUGAAGGGAAGUACCACUGCCCGGUGCUCUUCACCGUGUUCACCAACAGCAGCCACAUCGUGGCCAUCAGGACCACCGGCAACGUCUACGCCCACGAGGCGGUGGAGCAGCUGAACAUCAAGGCCAAGAACUUCCGAGACCUGCUGACCGACGAGCCCUUCUGCCGACAGGACAUCAUCACCCUGCAGGAUCCCACCAACUUGGACAAGUUCAAUGUCUCCAACUUCUUCCACGUUAAGAACAACAUGAAGAUAAUCGACCCAGAUGAAGAGAAGGCCAAGCAGGACCCGUCGUACUAUUUGAAAAACACGAACACGGAGACACGAGAGACGCUGCAGGAGCUCUACAAGGAGUUCAAAGGGGACGAGGUGCUGGCGGCCACCAUGAGGGUCCCCGAGAAGGCGAAGGUGGACAAGCUGAACGCCGCCCACUACUCCACUGGGAGGGUCAGCGCCUCCUUCACGUCCACUGCCAUGGUUCCCGAGACCACGCAUGAAGCAGCGGCCAUCGACGAGGACGAGCUGCGCUACCGGUUUGUGAAGAAGAAGGGCUACGUGCGUCUGCACACCAGCCUGGGCGACCUCAACCUGGAGCUGCACUGCGACCUGACCCCAAAAACCUGCGAGAACUUCAUCAAGCUUUGCAAGAAGCAGUAUUACAACGGCACCGUUUUCCACCGGUCCAUCCGCAACUUUGUGAUCCAGGGAGGUGACCCGACGGGCACCGGCACAGGUGGGGAGUCGUGCUGGGGGAAGCCCUUCAGAGAUGAGUUCCGGCCCAACCUCUCGCACACGGGCCGCGGCGUGCUCAGCAUGGCCAACUCGGGGCCCAACACCAACAAGUCUCAGUUCUUCAUCACUUUCCGCUCCUGCGCUUACUUGGACAAGAAGCACACCAUCUUUGGGCGGGUUGUUGGGGGCUUUGACACGCUGACGGCCAUGGAGAACGUGGAGAGUGACCCCAAAACUGACCGCCCUAAGGAGGAGAUCUGCAUUGACUCCACCGUCGUGUUCGUGGACCCCUAUGAAGAGGCCGACGCUCAGAUCGCCGAGGAGCGCAGGAAGACACAGCUGGAGGCGGCGGCCCCCGAGAGCACGGCCAAGAGCAGCCAGCCCCCCCAGGGGAGCCAGGGCCCCCAGGCGUACCGCCAGGGCGUGGGCAAGUACAUCAGCCCGGCAGUCACGAAGCGGGUGGCAGAGGAGGAGCCAUCCAGCAGUGCAGCCGUGCCCGUGGCCAAGAAGAAGCCCAGCCGUGGCUUCGGGGACUUCAGCUCGUGGUAGCAGCCGGCCACUGUGCUGGAGCCGGAGCUUGGGUUUUGCAGAAGACCCACAAGGAAAGUGGCUGAGAGCCUUGGCUGGUAUCAGCUUCGAAGCCAUCCCGCGCCAUGGGGAGGAAGGCUGCCGCACCCCCAGAGACAGCCCAGAACACACGCUCCACA
Messenger RNA from Cervus elaphus (red deer), 1848 nucleotides. It is a transcript of the gene PPIL2, whose product is annotated as peptidylprolyl isomerase like 2. Gene Ontology annotation, cellular component: catalytic step 2 spliceosome. Gene Ontology annotation, biological process: protein polyubiquitination; protein folding; protein peptidyl-prolyl isomerization. The record is from RefSeq and is a predicted model, not a curated record. Bases 122 to 1690 code for a protein of 522 amino acids. The transcript is spliced from 21 exons. NCBI's taxonomy places the organism in Eukaryota, Metazoa, Chordata, Mammalia, Artiodactyla, Cervidae. Gene Ontology annotation, molecular function: ubiquitin-ubiquitin ligase activity; peptidyl-prolyl cis-trans isomerase activity.